Molecule: messenger RNA, 305 nt
Organism: Staurois parvus
Lineage: Eukaryota; Metazoa; Chordata; Amphibia; Anura; Ranidae
Source: the annotation of a GenBank genome assembly
GAUAUAGUGAAUGCAGGGUCCAGGGAGACCGGAUAUAGUGAAUGCAGGGUCCGGGGAGACCGGAUAUAGUGAAUGCAUGGUCCAGGGAGAGUAGAUAUAGUGAAUGCAGGGUCUUGGGAGACCAGAUAUAGUGAAUGCAGGGUCUUGGGAGACCAGAUAUAGUGAAUGCAGGGAUCCGGGAAGACCAAAUAUAGUGAAUGCAGGGUCUGGGGAGACCAGAUAUAGUGGAUGCAGGGUCUGGGGAGACCAGAUAUAGUGGAUGCAGGGUCCGGGGAGACCAGAUAUAGUGAAUGCGGGGUCCGGGG